Molecule: messenger RNA, 1725 nt
Organism: Miscanthus lutarioriparius
Lineage: Eukaryota; Viridiplantae; Streptophyta; Magnoliopsida; Poales; Poaceae
Source: the annotation of a GenBank genome assembly
AUGGAUGCUUACAUCAAGAAGAAUACAAGGUCUGCAGUUGUGGUAGUUCCUGAAGUUCAACAAGAUUCUGAAGAGGGUGAAGGUGAUGAAGUUGUUGAAGUUGAACCAGAAAAAGUACCUAGUUCUGGUACAAAGACCAAGCAAAAGCAAGCACAAGCAAAGAAGAAAGUAGCUCAAUCUUCCAUCGCUGCCUAUAUGGCUGCUGCUGGUUCAUCAAAACCAGCAAAUCAAAAGAACACCAAGUCAGUUGUUUCCAUGCUUCGGAAGACACCAGAAGAGGUAGUUUCAGAAAGGCACAAAUUCAAGACUUCUCAGCCUACUAUAGAGCAUUGCACAAAGAAAGAGAACAAACAAGUUGUUGAUGGCCAUGUAGCUGAUUUCUUUUAUGAAAAUCGUAUACCAUUCAAUGUCAUUAACUCUAGAAGCUGGGAGAUUAUGCUUGAGUCAAUUGGACAGUAUGGACCUGGGUACCGCUCACCAUCCUACCAUGAAAUUAAUACUAGCCAUCGUCAUCUAAUCAAUUUUCUUGCAAACAGUCCAGCAGGGACAUUCUUCCUAGGUUCAGUUGAUGCAUCAAGUGAGGUAGCUGAUAUGAAUUUGCUAGCAGAUUUGUUAGAGAAGCAAAUUGACAAGAUUGGGAGGGAAUACGUGGUGCAGAUUGUCACAGACAAUGGGUCCAACUUUAAGGCAGCGGGAAGGAUUCUAAUGGAGAGGAUCCCGCACUUGUUUUGGACACCUUGUGCUGCCCAUUGCCUGAAUUUGUUGCUGCAAGACAUUGGAGAGAUAAAGGAGUUCAACACUAUCAUAAAUUCAACAAAGAAGAGGUGGGAUACCCAAAUGGAACAAAAGCUAUAUGGGGCAGCCCUAUUCUUGAAUCCAAACAAGUUCUUUGCCAUAAGGAGAAAGACAAGAGACAAUUUUGCAAGGUUAAGAGGCAUGUUCAAUCAAGUUCUAUGGAAAAUGGUGACUGAUGACAAUGUGUCAACCAAGAUUUCACAGCAAGCUGAUGACUAUGAACAAUCUGAAGGUGAAGGCUUCUCAAUGCCUUUAGCUAUAAGGGACAGAGACAAAAAGAACCCUAUUCGUUGGUGGUGUUCAUAUGGUGGCCAUGCAUUUGAACUACAAUGUUUAGCAAAGAAAAUUAUCAGUCUUUGUUGCGCAGCAUCAGGUUGUGAGCAUAACUGGAGCGAAUUCUCUAGUAUUCACACCAAAAAGAGGAAUAGAUUAGGGCACAAGAGGCUAAAUAAAUUGGUUUAUGUCAGUUACAACAAAAGGAUGACAAAUGGGUUUCAAAAAAUUCGAGAACUUGGUUGCAAAGGAAAGAGGAGCAACCCUCUCUUGCUAGAAGAGUUUCAGUGGGACAGUGAAUGGGUUGAUGAGAAUUGUGGGGAGCUGCCUUGGGCUGUUGUGGAUGAAGCUAUUGGUGCAUCUGAGAAUCUAAGGGCUCGCAACUUGCCUAGGGUUGCUGCUAGCCGUGCUGUAGCCACUGUCCAGAAGACCUAUACUAGGAACAGGAAGUGUCGUAGGGGGACUUCUGCAGCACAAGAUAUAUCUGGAGGUGAAGAAGAUGAUAGUGACCAUGAUGCUGAUGCAAGAAAUGAAGACCAAGAAGAUCAAGAUGUAUCUGAUCCUGUGGCACCAAUGGAGGAGGAUGAAGACCCCCAUGGAUGUGCAACAGAUGGAGAUGGAGGAGGCUUUUGUGUAGAUGGCACUCUACUUGAGUAG